Messenger RNA from Coregonus clupeaformis (lake whitefish), 1792 nucleotides. Its product is annotated as arylacetamide deacetylase-like. Lineage: Eukaryota; Metazoa; Chordata; Actinopteri; Salmoniformes; Salmonidae. The record is from RefSeq and is a predicted model, not a curated record. Bases 402 to 1634 code for a protein of 410 amino acids. Gene Ontology annotation, cellular component: membrane. Gene Ontology annotation, molecular function: carboxylic ester hydrolase activity. The transcript has 5 exons.
AGAGAGAGAGAGUCAAGUGCCAGAGAACGGGCCAGGGAAGUCUUGCCUCGUGAGCAGCGGGGGGGGCUCACUCUUCAGUUCGACUGUUUCAACCCACCCGCGCACUUCAACCCACCAGCGCGCAUUAACGGAUUUUACCCUGUUCGAUGGGUUUGAAGGACAGGGGAUCAUACGACACAACCGCCUGCUGUGUGCAGGCAGUGAUAGUAACGGUGGAAAGCUACGAUCAUGCUCGCUUACAAUGAUCGGAUAACUCUUAAGUGCUUUCAUAUCUGGCUGGCUCAGUUCCAUAAUUAAUACGAUAUUACGCUUUGCUCGGAUUUAAGUGCUUGUUAAUAAGCAAAACUGACACCGGUUUUUUUUUCUGCAUCCUUCCAUCAAUAGCUGGGGAUUUAGCUAAAAUGCGGUUGAAAGGCAUAUUUUUACUCCUGUCUUUGGGAGCGUUCACCGCUUACUAUGUUUACCAGCCCAUUCCGGACGCGAUAGAGGAGAGAUGGAAACUCAUGUUGACCGACUGCUUCUUCAGAAGUCUCAGCCACCUGGCAGACUUCAGUGAGCUGGUGGGGAUGAAGGACUACAUGGGGGUGAUGAUGUUCAUCACCUUUGCUGAGCGGGUGGUGCCUGUGUCAGACCAACAUGUGCACGUCACAGAGGAGCUGUUUGAUGGGGUGGAGGUGGUGGUGUACCAACCCAAACUGCAGGGAGGCGACUCUGAGUUGAGGAGAGCAGUCAUAUACCUGCAUGGAGGAGGAUGGUGCCUGGGCAGCGCCAGGAUGGGACCAUACGACCUCCUGGCUAGGCAGAUGGUCGUGGAUCUGAACUCUGUGGUGGUGUCUGUAGAGUACCGCCUGGCCCCAGAGCACCACUUCCCUGUCCCGUAUGAGGACGUGUACCGGGUGGUGAAGCACUUCCUCCAGAAGGUGGUGCUGGCCCAGUACACUGUAGACCCUGGACGCAUCGCUGUGUCUGGGGACAGCGCCGGGGGAAACCUGGCUGCAGCCGUGUCCCAGCAGCUGCAGCAGGAUCCAGAACAGCAGCUGCAGCUGAAGGUCCAGGCCCUGCUCUACCCGGUGCUGCAGGCUCUGGACCUCAAUACCCCGUCCUACCAGCAGAACCAGAACAUGCCUAUCCUGCCCCGCACCCUCAUGGUGCGCUUCUGGAGCGAGUACUUCACCAGCGACAAGACCUUCUUUAGGGACAUGAUGUCCAACACUCACACCAGCCCAGAGUCUGCUGCUCUGCUCAAGUUCGCCAACUGGAGUGCCUUCCUGCCAGAGUCCUACCGGGAGAAGUACAACUACAGCUCUCCGGUCAUGGCGUUGUCGGCGGGAGGGGGGGGGUCGGAUGGGCCAUCGCGCUCCAUCGCUGACCCCCGGGCCUCGCCCCUGCUGGUCCCGGACGCCGCUUUACGCUCGCUACCCAAGACCUACGUGCUGACCUGUGAGUACGACGUGCUGCGGGACGACGGGGUGAUGUAUGCCACGCGCCUGCGCCACGCCGGCGUGGAGGUGACGCACGAACACUACGCCAGUGGUUUCCACGGCGCCCUCAUGUUAACCAUGUGGCCAACCGACUUCCUCAUUGGACACACAAUGAUGGACAACUUCAUCAGAUGGCUGCAGCAUAACUUGUAGAAAACAGAAGAAAGGUUAUAGUCUUUCAAUGUUCAUUCCUGUUUCCCCUAGCAACCCAACAGCUGUUGUUAUGUGCUACUUUAAUUUUUGUUUUUUGGUUGUUUUUAUUCAUCUUUUGUUUUUGUUUAUGUUUGUAAAUAAAAAGGGCACCUACUAAG